AUGGCCAAUAUCGAGAACUCAAACACGGGGCUAACUGAAAAUCAUGCAGAAGAGGAACAUGUUAAUGCGCUGUUGAAUUCAUCCAAUGUAUCCGAAGAACAUUCUGCAGUCGCAGCUUGCGCUCUCAAGACUUCGAGUUCACCUCCAUUGAUUUCACCUACGAACUCAUCAACUCAAUCUCGCACUCAACUGGCUCUUCCUGCUUCAGAUUCGUCAUUAGCUGCCCCACAUCCAAAGAAAUUUACUUCUGUCAACAUCAACAAGAAGUUCCUGCAGAAGAAUUCGUCCUCCUCAGGGUCUGCUACCACGUCAUCGAACCACGUACCUGUCGUCAAGUCUGGUAGUCCAGCUCCCGUCCGGCCUGUGGCUCCACCAAUAAGCACGCAUUCGCGGCUCGUGACCACCAAGCUUACAGCAGCGCCUGUUUCAUCAACUACAACUGGUCCAGGUUGGUCGCGUCCACCAUCCGCGGCACCUCCAGUCUCUUCAACACCAUCAACUUCAUCCAAUGGACCCCCUCCACAGCCUCUUCCACAUGCCGCUGCACCAGCGCCCGUUUCCAUUCCAGCUGCCCCACAGCUUCCCGUCGCCGGCAAAGUUAUUCAGCCACACCCACGAGCUAUCCCAUCGACUUCGUCCGCCACGGGGAAGAAGGAUACUACGUCCAAACCGGCUUGGGGGCAUCUGAAAGUCAUGGCACCAGUCCUGUUGCCGGACAGUGCGGGCCCCUCAGACUUUCCUACGGCUGCCGAAGUUGCUCAUGGCCGACCAUCACCCAAGGUCACUGAAUCACAGAAGCCCUCUGAUGCUCCUCAUUCAAAAAGUGUGACACUAGAAGAAGCUGAUGCAUUUCGAGGAGUUCACCUUGAUCCAAACGCCCACCACUGGGAUGAGAUGGAAGAAGAUGAUGACCAUUUUCUGGACGGAGUCAUCGAAUUUGGUGACGGAAGACAGUACAAGAUAUCACCGGCUGAAGCUAGUGCGCAAAAUGUAUCAUCACCCGACCCAGCUACGGAUACAGUCGAGCCCCAUCCAGAGAUUGUUGACAGCGGCAAAGCACCUGUUAGUAAAGAGGAUCGUUUUGCGGACGACUUUGACCGGAGGUGGCCACGAUCAAGGCCCUCUCCAUCGUUCGUGCACAAGGAUCUACCACGUGCUUCUCGACAUCCGUCAAUGUCCCCUGUGUCUUCGCAUCCUAGCUACUCGCCUUCGGAAGGUUCGAGAGUCCUUUUCAAUGAACGCUCAAACAGACUUGAGCCAUAUAGUUCUCAUCCAAAUACCCGUCAUCUCCCUGGGGCUCCGAUUUCUAGGAGAGGCUCUCAUAUAGAGCAUAUUCCACCAGUGGACAUGCGUAGUGGACGAGAUGGACCAAUGCGGUCACCUGUACAACCAGUGCAAUUACUCCAAAAACCUGCGGGUAACUAUGAUCGCUCAUCGCGCACAUCGAGAAACGGUCCUGGUCCCCAUGUCCCUUUCGGCAGGACUCGUGACGGUUUACCCUCUCUCUCAAUGAAUGGGCCGCCAAACUGGGACGGGCUUCCAUCCGUUUCUCCUAUCGAGAAGCACGAAAUCAUGCUUGAUAGCAGAGGUCGUCGUUUGUCGAACAUGGGCCCUCCACCAUUGCCGUCAUUGAAGCGUGAUGCCACUCGGCAGCGUCCACCUCAUAUUUCAACCGCUCCGCCUGGAAAGCUUUUUGCCAGAGAUUCACAUCAACCUUCGUCUGCUUCUCAACAACAUUUCGAUUCGCCCACUACAACUCAUGGGGGUAGUGUCGUUGGUCAGUCACCCUUAUUGUCUACUAUUUCGGUGACCUCCGAAACUGCUGCCCCAUUCAUGACUCCUACGCUGAGCAUUGAAGACGCUCACAAGACGGCCAUGCACAUCUCAGCUGAGCGCGCAAAACAGCGACGACAGGUGGAAGAAGAGGAGCGGGAGAAAGAGAAAGAACGUGCCCGACAGAAGGCAGCUGCGUUGGAAGAGAAAUUCAAGGCACACGAAGAGAAGAAGAAUGCUCAAGUGGGUAUUUGUGACGUGGCUAGCAUCCCACACGGCUCAUUCCAUUUGCAGGAAGCGGAAGCCGUGAAACUGAUACAAGAGGUUGCGGAAGCAGCUUCACAGCAAGCGCUGCAGCUCGAUGCCUCGGCACAACGUCCAACACCUGUCAGGCCGAUAGGGCGACCACCUUCUUUAAGAGCAUCUGUCAGACCGCCGAUGAUUUCGAGGCCGAUUGUGCCCUCAAAUGUAGAACAAUCUCACGAUUCCUCGAAAACGGAUUCCUGGAGAAGCAAAGCUCCACCUCCAUCGUCGCCACCAGCGCCUCGAGACACGCCUGUACAGCCCCGUGCACCUGCGCCGUUGCUUAGGGUAGAAGAGUUUAUUACCGUUUCUGCAGAUGAGGAUCUCGAGGUGGUGGACUUCUCUGAUAUGGGUAAAUUCGUUGGUGCUCCAGCGGCCCCGCAAACCGAGGCACCACACGAAGGCAAUGAAAGACCGUUCCGUCCCCCUCGGCCUGUCGCAAGUGACUUCUUUGAAGACUCGGAGCCUCAGACACUUCCUCCUCAUCCGAAGUCUCCAAAUGUGUGGCGUCGCAAAACACCCACUGAGCUUGUUGGCGAUGUUUCGACUCCAUCCGCAUCGACGAACCAAGAAAUUCCAAAGGAGACUGUGGAAAAACCGUCACAGGAUACUCCAGUGAGCGUUCCGAGUCCGGAAUCGCUACAGGAGGCAGUGGCGCGUAUAUCACCUUCGAAGAGUUCCUCUACUGCGGAUGGCUUAGCGACAUAUUCGUCUAACCACACGACGUUGCCCACAUCUCCGCAACGCUUAACUCGCCCGACUUACCGCGUGCGAAUGUCUGCUCUCGAUGAUGUGAUGUCUCGCAUCAGGGGAGCUUUGGAUGACAUGAAAGAGACGGAAUCUGCAAAACAGGCCAUCAAGGAGACUGUAGAUGCGCCGCCCGACCCAAAUAUCGCUCCAUCUCAGGGCAAUGCUAAUGGUCGGGGUUAUUCAGGUGCACCUAAAUGGCUUCCUCCUGCACUGAGGCCACGUCGUGUCGAAUUUGGGGAAGAACACGAAGUCUUCGACGUCACUGGCUGCGAACCACCAUGUUCGCCUCGACUGACUGCUGUGGUCUGCCUCCCUAGCCAAUCACGUCCCUUGGAUCCUAUUCCUAAACGGCAAGCCCGUUUUUUGAAGAAUGUGCGUUCACAGUUUCGAUGGGAUAUAAUGUCUUGGGAUCCACCGGUCGAGGGCAUGAGCAAGAAAGACUUCUCCUUGAAUGAUGUGCUCCACAAGAGCUAUUUGUCUCCCAGGGGCAAACCCAGGUUUCGCGUACACCUUCCUCGAGCACGGCAUAAUCAUGCGUCUUUUGCCAUUCCGUUAGGACCUAAGGUCAAUCUUCCUGCUGGAUCAACAAAGCCGGGCUUGUCAUACGGGAGGUCGAAGGUUGACGACCUUCCGUCGUGGAGGAGGGUUGCUAUCUGUCCAUCUAUUCCGGAAAACAGCCCAGAUGGCGCCAGCGCAGGUGCUCUUGACACAAUCAGUUGCUCGCCUCCUCCUAACCCACCAGAACUUACCCCCGCUGCCCAAAGUGUAUUACCAUGCACCAACAAAGCGGAAGCCGUUUCGCAACGUCCGAGACCUCAACCAAAGAUGCCAGUGGGUUCUGCAGUAGCAUUUUAUCGUGAUAUCCCGUCCGACACAGCUAGUCGAGAGUUAAAGAAGCGUACGGUAUCCUUCACCGUCUUUAGCGAGCUGGACGAAAUACCGGCAUCUCCACAAAGUGAUCCGCCAAGCGCUCUAUUCUCUUCGGCCGUAGACUCAUCUGAAUCUGACAAAAGUUUUUAUACCAAGGAGACGGUUACAAUCAGUCGUGUUGUGAAUGGUCUUGGAAAAGAUACGAGCUCCCCAAGACUCGUUGUUUCAACGCAGCUGGACUCUAAGAGCUCGGAUGAAUCGGUUGACAGAAAUCUCAUCACUCCUGGAUCUACAUCAUACAGCACACCAUGGACGAAAUCCCCUUUGAGCUUUUCAUCUGCAAAGGAAUCUCCGGCGAGAGCACCAGAUCCCGAGCAUUUAAAAGCUGUAUGGUCGCAGCCCUCUGACAAGGCUUUAGUACAUGCAGUAAACUCCCUCGAGGGCAUUGCGGAUGAUCUUACUGCUCUACCGUUCACAUUGCAAGAUGUCAAGUCUGAAGAUGGAGAAACUCCCCCUCCUACUUCAGCAGCAAACGUUCCAUCCAAGAUGUCACUCCAUGAUGUCACACGUGCAUUCCAGCAAGUACCUACUUCAUCAAAUGCCGCUACGAGGAGCAGUAGUACGUUACCAUCUUCAUCUGUAGCCGGACCCAUCAGCCGUCCUUCCAAUUAUACAUAUAGUACUGUCCAUCCGCCAGGCAUGAGCGGCCGGCCCCCUUUUCCCUACUCGCCGAUGAUGGCCCACCCACCUAGUCCCACACCCCUCGUGUAUCCACCACCAAGCCCUGCUCCGCGCGGACCCAAUGGGCAUUCACCCAUGUUUGGUGGCGGCCAACCAAUAUGGGUGCCUCUUCCAUCCCAAAGCCACUCUGGUGCAGUGAGGCCGGUAACUUCGCCAUACCCUACGCAGCUGAUCGCAUAUCCCUCACCAAAUGGGGUUCCGUCGAUGUAUGGGCCUCCGCCUAUGCCACACGGCUCGCAGUCGCCACCACAGAUUAACGGAGCUGCCCAACCCCGCCCUCGCAAUAUGCCGGUGAUGAGUCCUGUGUUGCAUUCAGCGACUCCUUCACAUGCGAAUCAUUCAAUGUAUGCUGGGAGUCCUGUGAUGAUGCACGCUCUUCCUAUGAUGGCUCAUGGCCCCCAACCGUACAUGGCCGUUGCUGGCCGUGGACAAGGGCGUCCUGAUGGUAUGCCUCCGAUGCAGCAAUCACACUCUGCUCCUCAACCUUCGCACGCUACUAUGUAUAGUCCUGCACAACCUCUACCAUAUGGACGUCCGUCGUGGUGA
Messenger RNA from Suillus fuscotomentosus, 4983 nucleotides. RefSeq lists its product as uncharacterized. The record is from RefSeq and is a predicted model, not a curated record. Bases 1 to 4983 code for a protein of 1660 amino acids. The transcript is spliced from 5 exons. NCBI's taxonomy places the organism in Eukaryota, Fungi, Basidiomycota, Agaricomycetes, Boletales, Suillaceae.